UCUUUUUCUUGUCUAACGUAUGUCCCCUUCCUGGUUUCAGUUUGCUGCUUGCCCAUUGCCCUUACCAUACCUACAGCUGUUUUAUUCCUUUGUUGCUUGCUUUAAUGUUUCCCCUCCAAUGGGCUGUAAGAUCCAUAAGGUCAGGGAUCAUCUCUAGCUUCUUCCAGUCUCCAGCACCUAGCCCACUGCCUAGCACGGUUGCUCUCCAUACUGUGGAAUGACUCAAGCCACAGGAACCACGACGCUGAAAUUAACAGGCAGCGCAGUGCUCUGCGGUCCGGAUUUCAGCCCGCAGGAGGGAGCACCCGAACCCAGUACCCGAGGCGUGAUUGUGCCAGGGGAAUGGUUUCCAGGGCGACAGCAAACAGGGGGCGGGGCCUCGGAACCGAGGGCCCUGCUCCCCUGAGAGGAGGCGGUGCGCAGAGGGGAGGCGGGCUCGCGCGCGCUGGGAGGGCGCGCGUGGCGAGGGGCGCAUGCAGGGCCCCGGCGCGGCGCUGCUCCUGAGCGCGGGGGAGCGGGGGGUCGCGCACCAGGGCUCCGCCGCCUGGUACUGCCAAGAGGGCGGCUGCACCAGUUCUCCCGCCCCAUGGCCCCGGCCUCCCGCGACACUGCCUUGGCCCGGGCCCGCCUCCGCCUGUCCCGAGGGGGUUGGCGCUGGCGGCAAAGGCCGGGCCGGCAGUCCCUCUUUGCGCCGCCUAGGCCAUGCCUUCGAGUCGCUGGCCCAAGGCACCCACACCCAGAGUGCAGCGGAUCUCCACCCCCUUGGGUCCCCGCACACUCCGGCUCCGGAUGAUGCCCAGUCGCCGGACGGUUCCCUUGUCCUCUGGCGAGGAUUCUCCAAGCCAUCUCACCACAUGGGCCGGCUCAGAAACGCCAGGAUCCACGUGGAGAGAGCUGUCAAGCAGAAAAAGAUCUUUAUGAUCCAAGGCCACUACCCAGUGAUACGGUGCCUCUUGCGCCGGAGAGGCUGGGUGGAAAAGAAGAUGGUCCAUCACUCGGGCACCACCCUGCCACCACCCCAGAAGGAUCUGGAUAGCUCAGUAAUGGGUGAUAGUGACACCACUGAGGAUGAGGAUGAAGAAGGGGACGAGGCAUUUCGGCCACCGCAGCUAUUUGACUUUGAUGAUUUACUGGAAUUUGAUGACCUAGAUGGGACACAUGCUCUGAUGUCCCGCAUGGUUCGGAACGAGGUCCCCUAUUUCAUCUGGACCACUCGGCGGGAUGUGCUGGACUGUCGCUUCCUCUCCAAGGAUCAAAUGAUAAACCACUAUGCCCGGGCUGGCUCCUUUACCACAAAGGUGGGUCUAUGUCUCAAUCUCCGGAAUUUGCCAUGGUUUGAUGAGGCUGAUGCUGACUCCUUCUUUCCACGCUGCUACCGCCUGGGGGCUGAGGAUGACAAAAAGGCCUUCAUAGAGGACUUCUGGCUGACAGCUGCCCGCAACGUUCUCAAGCUGGUGGUAAAGUCCGAAUGGAAGUCAUACUCUAUCCAGGCAGAAGAGGAAGAGGCCCCAGGAGACAAACAGCCCAAGAAACAGGAGAAAAAGCCAGUAAUGGUGUCCUCCGAGUUUGUGGAUGAGGCUCUUUGUGCCUGUGAGGAGCACCUUAGCAACCUGGCUCACAUGGAUAUCGACAAGGACCUGGAGGCGCCGCUGUACCUCAGCCCCGAGGGCUGGUCCAUCUUCCUCCAGCGCUACUACCAAGUGGUCCACGAGGGGGCAGAACUCAGGCACCUUGACGCUCAGGUCCAGCGCUGUGAGGACAUCCUGCAGCAGCUGCGGGCCGUGGUGCCCCAGAUGGACAUGGAAGGAGAUCGCAACAUCUGGAUCGUGAAGCCAGGAGCCAAGUCCCGAGGACGAGGCAUCAUGUGUAUGGACCACCUGGAGGAGAUGCUGAAGCUGGUAGAUGGCAACCCCAUGAUGAUGAAAGACGGCAAGUGGGUGGUACAGAAGUAUAUUGAACGGCCUCUGCUCAUCUUUGGCACCAAAUUUGACCUGAGACAGUGGUUCCUGGUGACCGACUGGAACCCACUUACCGUGUGGUUCUACCGUGACAGCUACAUCCGCUUCUCCACACAGCCCUUUUCUUUGAAGAACCUUGACAACUCAGUGCACUUGUGCAACAACUCCAUUCAGAAGCACCUGGAGAAUUCAUGCCAUCGGCACCCGCUGCUACCCUCAGACAACAUGUGGUCGAGCCAGAAGUUCCAGGCGCACCUGCAGGAGAUGGGGGCCCCAGACGCCUGGGCCACUGUUAUCAUGCCUGGCAUGAAGGCUGCAGUGAUCCAUGCCCUGCAGACCUCCCAGGACACCGUGCAGUGUCGGAAGGCCAGCUUCGAGCUCUAUGGUGCUGACUUUGUGUUUGGUGAGGACUUCCAGCCCUGGCUGAUAGAGAUCAAUGCCAGUCCCACCAUGGCCCCCUCCACUGCUGUCACUGCCCGGCUCUGUGCAGGUGUGCAAGCCGACACCCUGCGUGUGGUCAUCGACCGGCGGCUAGACCGCAGCUGUGACACAGGAGCCUUCGAGCUCAUCUACAAGCAGCCUGCCGUGGAGGUACCCCAGUAUGUGGGUAUCCGGCUCCUAGUAGAGGGCUCCACCAUCAAGAAGCCCCUGGCAAUGUGUCACCGGCGGAUGGGGGUCCACCCAGCACUCCCUCACCUGCUGACCCAGAGAGGCUCUGGGGAAGCCCCUUACCACUUCCCCAGCCUCCACACCAAGGCCCGGCUGUCUUCUCCCCAUGUGCUCCGAUCCCAGGGGCGGGUCCUCAGACUGCAACACAGCAAGUUGGUGGGCUCUAAGGCCCUGUCGACCACAGGCAAGGCCUUGAUGACUCUACCUACUGCCAAGGUUUUGAUUUCCUUCCCGCCUAACCCUGAGCUCAAGUUGGCAUCCAGUGUCCUGAAACCAAGAAAGGUGGGCCUUGAGCUCGCCUUCGUGGUUCCCAUCCUGGAGGUGCCCUGUGGCCUCUACCCUUCGAAGUUGGAAAUCUUCCUAGCACCCACAGGAAGAUCAAGACCAAAGGCAAGUUCAAGACCAGACUGUGACAAACCCAAGGCUGAGGCAUGCCUCAUGAAGACACUGAGCCUUCCAGGACCCCUGCCCUUUAUCAAUGCAUACCAGGGGCUAGGGGGCAUGGGGGAUGUGAGGCUAGAGAAGCCCUUGCUUCGGUUCACUGCCCCUAUCCUGGAUGCAAUGCCAAAUAAAAAGGAGCAAGUAAAGUAUCCUGGGCUUGGCUCCAUUUCCAUUGGAGGGUGAAGAGAGGGUAGGCUGGGGCCCUAUACCCCAAGGUCCAGAAUGAGAGCUAGAGGCCAUCAGCAACCUCUCCACAAAGCAAAGGGCCAGAAUUCCACCCCCUGGCGACAGACAUGGGGCUUCCUAUGCAGGGACUCUCUGGCAUCUCAGAUCUUGGAUUGGGGGAUAAAGCCUCACUUUGUAGAUGAAGAAACUGAGUCUGAACAAGGAGACAUGGCUUGUGCAAGAUCAUGUGGCAGUGAGAAGGCUAGGACAUAUUGCCAGACUGCUCACCACUGGGAGAUCCCCAAGCCCCAAGCCCAGGGGAGAACCUGGGCUGGCAGCAGAGUGACAUCCAACGGGCAUCAGAUUUACAAUGUGAGAUGGGGGAAGGAUGGACCUUGCCUAAGCACCAGCCCUUCUCCAGAGGGAGUUGGUCUGUCCCUUCCUCAGCAAGGGGCCAUGGUCGCCUAGAAAGGAAAUACCCAACCAGCCACACCCAUUUGAAAAACUUUGGUAUUUCUUAGUUAUACUGAGUUGAAUGGUAGCCUUCCCUCCCCCAAAAGAUACACCUGCCUGGAACCCGUGAAUAACUUUCUUUGGAAAAAUGGUCUUCAUAGAUGUGAUUAAGUUAAAGAUCUUGAGAUGAGAGUACUCUGGAUUAUCCAGGUGGGCCCUAAAUCCGAUGACAAGUGUCCUGGUAAGAGAAGACACAGACACCAGAAGACCACGUGAAGGUGAAGGCAGACUGAUGUGAUGCAGCCGUGAGUCAAAGCUUGCAGCCACCAGAAGCUGGAAGAGGCAAGGAGUCAUCCCCAGAGGCUUCAGAGGACACUGCCCUGUAGACACCUUCAUCUCAGACUUCGGGCCUCCAAACAGAUCUCUGGGAAAAUCAGUUUGUUAUUUUACGAGACCAGUGCUCUAAGCCCUGAGCUACAGAGCGUCAGUUUCUGUUAUUUUAAACCACUCAAGUUGUGCUAAUUUUGUUACAACAGUCCUGGGAAACUAAUACACUAGUCAGGUGAAGAUACAUAUACUCUGACCGCAUCUCUUGCAUAACUGAACCAGGAAAUGCAUACAAGCAGGUUCACACCAGUGUUGUGCUAACAGCUGAAUGAUGACAUUAACAGUAGAAUGGAUAAACUGGUAUAGUCAUGCACUGGAAUUCAAACCCACCAUACAUCACAGAUGCACUUCAUGGCAUGGAACAAAAACAAAUCACGAAAGAAUAUAUAUAUGUAUGUAUGGCAUGACUCCAUUUAUGGAAACUUCAGAAUUGGGCAAAACAAAAUACAUUAUUUAGGGAUGUGUAUGUAUGUGGAAAAACUUAAGCAAGGAAAGCUCCCAUGUCAGGGGAGGGGGUUCCAACCUAGACUGAACAAUAGAACCCCUUCGGGAGCUUUAAAAAAGAUUGGUGUCAGGAUCUCCAUCCCAGACUGAUAAAAUUGGUAUCUUUGGGGUGCAGCAUCCCAGGGUAGGAAGGGGCUUUUUUAAAGCUUCGCUGAGGGGGUUCUAAUAUGGGGCCAGCGUUGAGAACUGCUACCCUAACAAGGAAGGAGAGGCAUGUUUCUAUUUCGUGCCGAGUGGUGGUUAUGAGUGUCACCUUGUAAUUAUUCUUUAAAUCACAGAGCUAUUUAUGUACUCUUUGUAUGUUUGAUAUAUUUCACAAUUUUUUCAAGUAAAAGAUCUAAGAUCUUCAUUUAUAUGAAGUCCCCAGAGUAGUCAGAUUUGUAGUGACAGAGGAGAAUGGCGGCUACUGGGGGCUGAGAGGAGCGGAUGGGGCAUCAGUGUUUAAUGGGGCAGAGUUUCAGUUCUUCAAGAUGAUGGGAUGUGACGGUUGCACCACAAUGUGAAUGUACUUAAUGCCACUGAACUGUUCACUUAAAAAUGGUUAAGAUGGUAAAUUUUGCUAUGUGUAUUUUACCACAAUUGAACGACAACAAAAAAAUCAGACAUUUCCUCUCAGCUAGAACUGGGAUAGAAACAGCCAAAUAAAAAGACCAUAUAUUGAA
Messenger RNA from Callorhinus ursinus (northern fur seal), 5239 nucleotides. The record is from RefSeq and is a predicted model, not a curated record. Lineage: Eukaryota; Metazoa; Chordata; Mammalia; Carnivora; Otariidae.